GCUGACCUACUUUCUCUGCUCCCAGCGACUCAGUGCUGUUUACAAGCCACUGCCAGCGGAGGAUGUUGAGUGGAGUGCCUGGAAAACAGACGGUCAGAGCCCACAACCAGGAAGGACUGCGAAUGGAAAUUUGCUCGUAUGUCGAUAAAUAAGGAUUCGCCAGAAACCGCAGACAGCCGCGCGAUUAAUAACCGCAAAUUUUACGCGUUGUUAUGCAAUUUAAUGUUUAGUGCUAGCGGCGAGUCAGACGCUGGUAGUUGCGCCCAGCGGCUAUGCUGUAGUUAAAAAAAAAUGAGUGCGUUGACCAAAGUGAAGUAUGGAUGUUUACUUCUGUUGAAGACCCGUUUUCAAGGAUUUGGAGUUUCGUUGGUGGACUCUAGGCGGUGGUGGGGAGCUGGUGACCGGUAGUUUUUUCCAGAGUGUUCAAGCACUGUCGGCGCGAAUGGGAUUUAUAAGACUUCAGAAAGGGCCUGGUUGGGAAAGGGAGUGAGUAUGGACAACCUUUCUGACUUCGGUGGCCCCUGUCCGUCCACCCGGAGGGAAUGGGACACCAGCAGCUGCGUGGAAGAAGAUGAGAAAGACAGGGCAAAAAGGGCAUCCCGCAACAAAUCGGAAAAGAAAAGAAGAGACCAAUUCAAUGUGCUCAUCAAGGAACUAUGCACCAUGCUGCAGGGCCAAGGCCAUCCGCGCAAGAUGGACAAGUCCACUAUAUUGCAGAGAACUAUUGACUUCUUGCAGAAGCAGAAAGAUAUUACUGCACAGAAUGAAUCUUGUGAUAUAAGGCAGGACUGGAAGCCCUCAUUCCUCAGUAAUGAGGAGUUCACUCAGCUCAUGCUUGAGGCACUAGAUGGUUUCCUGGUAGCAUUAACUACAGAUGGAAACAUCAUAUAUGUGUCUGACAGUGUCUCUUCGCUCAUUGGCCAUUUACCGUCAGAUAUGGUGGACCAAAAUAUCUUGAAUUUCCUCCCGGAGCGUGAACACGGGGAGGUGUAUAAGCUGCUAUCAUCCCACAUGCUGAUGACUGACCCCAUUACUGCUGACUUCCUCGACAGUGAGGCACAUGUAGAGUUUUGCUGUCAUCUAGCCAGAGGUAAUAUUGACCCAAAGGAGCCGCCUGUAUAUGAAUAUGUCAAGUUUGUUGGAGAUUUCAAGUUUCAUAACAAUGUGCCUACAUCUUCUUGUAACGGACUUGAGUUGACGUUACCAAGAACCCUGCAGUCGUCGCUGGAAGAGCAGGUCUGCCUCAUCGCUACUGUACGAUUAGUCACUCCACAGUUUCUAAAGGAUUUGUGUAACGUGGAAGAUCCUUGUGAUGAAUUCACAUCCAGACACAGCCUUGAAUGGAAGUUCCUAUUUUUAGAUCACAGAGCCUCGCCAAUCAUAGGCUAUUUGCCCUUUGAGGUUCUUGGAACUUCUGGCUAUGAUUACUAUCAUGUGGAUGACUUGGAGCUCAUAGCACAGUGUCAUAAACAAUUGAUGCAGUUUGGAAAGGGUAAAUCCUGCUACUAUCGCUUUCUGACCAAAGGUCAGCAGUGGAUUUGGCUGCAGACUCACUACUACAUCACAUACCACCAGUGGAACUCCAAACCCGAGUUCAUUGUCUGCACUCACACAGUUGUCAGUUAUGCUGAAGUUCGAGCUGAGAGGAGGAGAGCAUUUGGCCUGGAGGAGAUGUCACCACCCGAGAUAGCCACGUCCUCCAUAAAGGCUCAGGAGCUGUACUUGGACAUCUGUUCCACACUGGACCCUCCACGGGACAGGAACAGUGGUGCACGUUCUGUAUCCUCCCACAGCUCCCGGAAGUCCUCCCACACAGCCCUGUCAGACUCGGCAUCAGCUAACUCCUACACAGAGGCUUGCACACCGUCAUGGCCGUCUGCAUCCAUUGGGACAGAGAAGACUGCUACCAGGCUUCAGCCCAGCAGUUCAAAGACUUUGGUACAAAGACAAAAUUCCUUUGACCUCCUUCCCCAACUGAGCCUCCCCCUUUCUCCUACCUGCAGCAAGCACUCCGCAAUGCAGCAGCAGCAGCAGUCGUCCAUGUAUCAGCUGCCACAGCCCCAGCUAGGCGUAAUGAAUCAGUUGAAGGAGCAGCUGGAGGAAAGGACGCGGAUCCUGCAAGCUGACAUUAAGACGCAACAGCAGGAGCUGCACGACAUUAAGGAGAAGCUACAACUAGCUAAUCUCCAGAUGUUGCUACAGCAACCUAUCCACAAUGAGUUUGGCCAGGUCCAGCAGCCCCAGCAGCAGGGCCCCGGCAGGCCGGCCCAGCAGAGCCAAUCAGGAGUGAUCAGGCAGCUGUCAGGCCACCCCAAACCUCCGGUCUGUGGGGCCCACAGUUCAUCUCCUCACCCUCUGAUGAGGGAGCACAGCUCACCCUCACCCCAGGUCCAGCAGAGGCUUGUACGGAGUGGGCAGAUACAGUCAGUGAGUGUGCCGGUGCAGACCAACACCAGUUUGACCAUGCCGCUCUACAGCAACCCCAUGAUGUUCUCUCAGACGAACACAAGGCCUCUGCAGGACGCAAACCAAAGACACGUAGACGAGUUCAGCCAAGAUGGACAACUACGUCUCAUUCUCAGCUCCUCAAACAACAGAGAUGUCCUUUUCUGCAGCAUGCUUCUCAACCAGCCCAUGCAGACCCUGGUUCCCAGUAACAGUGUAACCUCCCAGCCUUCCCAGUGCAACACGGGCAUCCAGCAAACCAAAUACACCUUGGAGCAGCAGAUGAUCGCCCCCUCGUUCACCAUGCAACAGGUCAACUGCAACGCCGUCCUCGUCCCCUCUCCGGUCUUCACCUCCCCGAUCAUGAUCCCACACAACAGCUUCAUGACACACCAGUCGCAGCCGGCCUACCACACGCAGCCCCAGGCCUCACAGCACUCCCUGCAGCUGCAGCAGCCCCAGCAGUUCUUUCAGAUGCAGACUCAAGGACUUCUACACAGCGGAUCUACUCCAGCAUUCUUACACACCACUAACGUCCCGCAGCAAAGCACUGUGGGAUACAUCCAGCAGCAGCCACAGACACAGCAACUGUCGCAAGCACAACAGCAACAGCCGCAACAGCAACAAAGGCAAUACCAACAUUCCCAAAACCAGACUGGCAGUAUUUCAGACUUCAGAAAUAUGCUCACUCGGUAGCCUUGCGGACUCUGUGAGAGAACGUGCUGUCGCUGUUCGGGUGACGCGAUGCUGUAGCGUUUGCAAGAGACAAGAAGUCACACUUGACAUCAAAUUCUGCAGCAAAGAAAAAAAAAAGAAAAAAAAAGAAAAAAAGCUUGAAAGUGUCAGACUUCUUGCGGUGACCCCACUUUUGAUAAGAAGUCACUGAUUGAGACAAAAGCUGGUUUGUGCACCACUGGAGAGAGAGGAGCUCAAGCAGAGGCUGCACUGACGCCGUGAAGCGCCCGCGGAGACGGCUGGCCGUGUGGAAAACUGAAGGCUGUUUACACGAGAGCCUGGCCUCCAUCACGGCACCGCGUCACACUCGGCCAUCAAGCGAGCGGAUAAUCACACUUGUUAAGAAACGGCGCUUUCUCGUGUUGGAGGUUUUUCAACACACAAGGGUUUUCCCUCAAGAGGUACCAUCCCCUGUUACCCCCCAAAAUAAAGUAGCUUUUAGUCUAUAAAUGAAAGUUUCCCCAUCAAUAUUGUGUUCGUAGUGGGGUUCUUUUCCACGGCUAUUACAUCCCACCAUCAUCACUGAAAAUGGUCCAUCUCAUAAAGGGAUUUGUAUAACUGGGGACUCGACAUCAAUGUCUGUUUCAAUUGGCAGGAAUCAGAUGUUACUUUGAUUUUUCCCCUGAAACCAGCAAAUUUACCUGCAGGUUAUCACUUUGUGAGUGAGGUCACUGGAGAGGGGCUUGAAUAUUACAUGAGCAAGGCUGAAAUAAACAUCAUAUCCAUCAUCUAACAAAAAAAAAAAAAAAAAAAAAAA
Molecule: messenger RNA, 3937 nt
Organism: Myripristis murdjan (pinecone soldierfish)
Lineage: Eukaryota; Metazoa; Chordata; Actinopteri; Holocentriformes; Holocentridae
Gene: npas2
Product: neuronal PAS domain protein 2
Exons: 22
Coding region: 493-3141 (882 amino acids)
Biological process (GO): circadian regulation of gene expression; regulation of transcription by RNA polymerase II
Cellular component (GO): nucleus; cytoplasm; CLOCK-BMAL transcription complex
Molecular function (GO): protein dimerization activity; RNA polymerase II cis-regulatory region sequence-specific DNA binding; DNA-binding transcription factor activity, RNA polymerase II-specific
Source: RefSeq, a predicted model, not a curated record